GCCUUUUUACAGCACCAUAUUCAAGGCAGAAACUUUCGCAAUUUACCAAGCCAUCCGAUACAGUGUUCAUCAGGAGCUGAGGAAAAGUUUCAUUCAGUCCCUCUCAUACUUUUCUCCUCCAUCGGAACCUUUGAUUUGCGAGAUCCAAAAUGUUUGUCUACAACAGUAGGGAGCAUAUAUUUAAAUUUAUUUAGAUCCCAGGUCUAAAUUGUAUUACUGGAAAUGAAACUGUUGAUAAACUAGCUAAUAUAGCAUCGUGAAAAAGCUAAUUAACUCACGGUAUUUCUAUUGUGUGUCUUUACACAUGGCUCAAAUGGUUCAUUUUACAAUAUCUAAUGGAACAUUGUUUGGAUCAGUUACCGGGUGGCACUUCCCUCUUUAUAUACUUCAUUAGGUCGACGCACUUAUUGUACCUCUUUCCGCAUCCUUUCCGAUUAUAAUUUUUCUCCUGCCCAUCUUGCUAAAGUACACAUUAUACAAAAUCCAUUAUGUUACUGUGGAGCGCAAUCAGCAGACAUUAAUAUAUUUUUUGUUAGAAUGCCCACAAUUUUCAGAACAAGUUACGACUACCAUUCCCAAUGAAAUUCCCGGAAACGUUAAUAGGUGCUCCAUUUACUAUUUACCGCAUAAUUUUUAACUUUUUCCACCAUCACGAUGUAUCCUUAUAAUUUCCAGUAAUCAUUCAUCGAAGUUUUCUUAGAAAAUUUUAUCACUCGUCACCGAUCCCGACAUACUGCUUUAGAUUUAUGCGAAUACAUAUCAAAUAGUAAUAUUUCAGUGCAAUUUUCAAUGGGCCUCUAUGCUUAAAGAUUUGGGCGUUGGCUUUCCGCUACAGGUCAUAAUUUAAAAAAAAUUCAGCAAUUGGAUGUUCGGAAUUCACUAACAGUUCGCCGUGCUGACCGACCACGAUGGCAGUGACUCUGUACUCCAUGUCGUGGAGUCCUCCGUGCAGAGCUGUGCUUCUGUUGGCCGAAGAGCUGGGCAUCAAGGUCAACAUUAAACCUAUUGAAACUACAAAGAAAGACCACUUGAAGCCAGAAUUCAUUAAGAUAAACCCUCAACAUUGUGUUCCUACGCUGGAUGAUGAUGGCUUCAUUUUGUGGGAAAGCCGAGCAAUCAUGGCGUACCUGGUGGAGCAGUAUGCCAAAGAAGACUCUCUGUAUCCAAAAGACCCAAAGAAGAGAGCCAUUGUCAACCAAAGGUUAUAUUUUGAUAUGAACCCCUUAUUUUCGUCGUUCAAAAAUUAUUUUGUACCAGUUGCACUUCAUAAGGAAGAUCCACAUGAGCCAUUUUUCACAAAAAUGCAAGAGGCCGUUGGCUUUUUUGAGAAAUUCUUAGAAGGGAAAGAGUGGGCUGCAGGAGACAAUAUAACUAUUGCAGACUACACACUUGCGGUGACCAUAUCUGACAUGCAGGCAGUAGGAUUGGUGCUAAGUCAUGACUAUCCUAAUGUCACAAAGUGGCUUGACAAGGUGAAAGCAUCAGUGAAGGGCUCCGAGGAACAGCUCGUAAAACAAUCCAAGGUGAUGGGACACAUGUUUAUGAAAAAUCUGAAGACUUUCUAGUUGUGUCUAGGACACAACUCUAUUGUUAAUGGAACAAUUUCAUCAAUAUUAUAAAGCAAUAUUAAUGCCAAAAAAUACAUAAAAAAAUUUAAAAUAAAAAUAUAAAUGAUUACAGCAAACACUGUUUCCAUGAUUGCAGCAGGUGUCAGAAAAAUGUACGUUUUUUUUUUUUUUUUUUUUUUUUAACCAGUAUGUUCAUAAUGAGAUGUAUUGUAUUAUUUUGAAUGAGAUAUGAACCUGUUGGGACAGUUUUGUGUUUUAGAUAUAGAUUUAUUUUUAUGUUUAUAUUGAUGAAUUGUAACACAGAUGUAUCAGCAUUUACACACUGCACAAAACAAAUGUAUCACAUUUUACACGCUUUGCAUUAAAAAAUAUUUUUGCAAA
Messenger RNA from Bacillus rossius redtenbacheri, 1949 nucleotides. RefSeq names its product glutathione S-transferase 1-1-like. Gene Ontology annotation, biological process: glutathione metabolic process. NCBI's taxonomy places the organism in Eukaryota, Metazoa, Arthropoda, Insecta, Phasmatodea, Bacillidae. The record is from RefSeq and is a predicted model, not a curated record. Gene Ontology annotation, molecular function: glutathione transferase activity. The transcript has 6 exons. The coding region runs from base 909 to 1565 and encodes 218 amino acids.